This is a messenger RNA of Penicillium chermesinum, 2814 nucleotides long. RefSeq names its product Helicase-like DEXD box c2 type. The record is from RefSeq and is a predicted model, not a curated record. Gene Ontology annotation, molecular function: DNA binding; DNA helicase activity; ATP binding. The annotation marks the transcript as partial. Gene Ontology annotation, biological process: establishment of sister chromatid cohesion; nucleobase-containing compound metabolic process; translation. Lineage: Eukaryota; Fungi; Ascomycota; Eurotiomycetes; Eurotiales; Aspergillaceae. The transcript has 15 exons. Gene Ontology annotation, cellular component: nucleus; ribosome; large ribosomal subunit.
AAGCUGAAGAUCGGCCCUGUCAUGGAUCGAAAUGAGUUUCACCAUCCGUUCACCCCCUAUGAUAUUCAGCUUCAGUUUAUGCAGGCCCUGUACACCUGCCUCGAAAAUGGCAAAGUCGCGGUCUUCGAGUCUCCCACUGGGUCAUCCUCGGAAACCCUCCGCCCUUCAAGUGCUGAUCGAUUUAGGCGCAAGGAAUUCCAAGAAACAUUGAAUCAGAUCGCGUAUGAUGAUGAUGAACCAGAAUGGAUGAUAGAGUACGCCAAGCGAGACUCUCGACGUGCAAUCACAGAAAAAAGGCAAGAAUUUGAAGCUCGGCUGGCAAAGGUCAAGCAAGAGGAAUACCGAAUGAUAAAUGAAGGCAGCCAGGAACGGCCCCGGAAAAAGCAGCGCAUGGAUGAGCCUGAAAGGCAGACAAAGUCGAACUCGGAAGAAACAGAAGAUCAAUAUGCCCUCGACGACUACGACAGUGAAAAUGACGAGAAGACCGCAAGUAGAGGAGAGACCGGCCUCUCGGCUAGUACUCUGGCCUUGCUGGAGCAAUUCAAGGGGAAAUUAUCAACUCAAAAGCAAGUCGAUGAUGAAGAAGAUGAUAGCAUCAAGAUCUUCUUUUGCUCCCGGACGCACUCUCAGCUGUCCCAGUUUGCAGGGGAGUUGCGCCGAGUGCAAUUCCCUUCGAGUAUACCCCCCGAUCCCGACUCGGAGGAUAAGGUGCGAGCAUUAGAAAACAGUACUGCAAUCAACGAACGAUGCCUGGACUUGCAGCAACCCGGAGUGGCCCAGGAUAAGAAGUGCUCUUUCCUCCCUUCGAAAGAUAACGAAGCUCUCAUUCUUCAGUUCCGGGACCACGCCCUAGCUACAGUGAAGGACAUCGAGGACAUCGGGAAAGUAGGUAAGCUAGUUGGAUUAUGUCCCUAUUAUGCAACCCGCUCUGUCAUCAAGCACAGUGAAAUUGUGACGCUUCCCUACCCGCUGUUGCUUCAGCGAUCUGCUCGUGAGGCUCUCAACUUAUCCGUCAAGAACCAUGUGGUCAUCAUCGAUGAAGCACACAAUCUCAUGGAUGCGAUUGCGGGAAUCCACUCUGUGACUGUUACCUUGGCUCAAUUACAACUUGCUAUUUCACAAUUGACCGAUUAUGCAAGAAAGUUCAAGGCCCGGUUGAAAGGGAAAAACCGAAGCUACGUGGCCCAAGUCAUCCGACUAGUAAGCUCCAUAUCCGAUCAUCUGCGGGUAAUCUCUCUACGAAACGUGCCCCUAGAAGGCCCUGUUCAGUUUCCGGACCUGAUGGCGGGCAAGGGAGUGGAUCAAAUCAACCCCUACAAACUCUCCCGCUACUUACAGGAAAGUAAAUUGGCAAGAAAAGUAGACGGCUAUGUUGAGUCGUCCGAACAGGUUCAAUCCAAUCAACCUCGAAGGCGAACGACAGUGCCUGUUCUAUUUCAUAUCCAAAGCUUCCUGCUUCCUUUGAUGAACCCUUCGGAGGAAGGCAGGCUCUUCUACCAAAAAAGCCCCGAAAACGUGUCAUUGAAGUACAUUCUUCUCGACCCCACCAAUCAUUUCCGGGAGAUUGUUGAAGAUGCCCGUGCUGUGAUUCUAGCAGGCGGCACUAUGUCUCCUAUGUCAGAUUAUGCUCAUCACCUCUUCUCAUACGUACCCUCUGAACGCCUUGAAACCUUUAGUUAUGGACACGUCAUUCCCGAACAGAAUCUGGUUGCGCAGUCCUUAACUCGAGGGCUCAUGGGCUCAGAGUUUGAUUUUACUUAUGAGUCAAGAGGGUCUGAGAAGAUGAUCGCGGAUUUGGGCCGAACGAUUGCAACUCUAUGUCAAAUCAUUCCUGAUGGUGUCGUCGCUUUUUUCCCGAGUUAUGACUACUUAAGCCAGGUACUAGACGUAUGGCAAAAGCCCAUUGCGAAUGGAAACGGACAAACUACGCUUGAUUUGAUCGGGCGGAAGAAGACAAUUCUCUAUGAAUCUCGCGACGCAGCCACCACAACAGAAUCUCUAUUGCAGGAAUACAGGCAGGCUGUUGAAUCAGGGUCGGGAGCCUUGCUCCUCUCUGUGGUCGGUGGAAACCUUGCUAUCUGGGAAGCCAAGAUCAAGUACAUCGAAGAAAAGACUUACAAGCAAUGCACCGGCUCAGAGUCUGAAAGGAAAAGCAAGGCGACUGCUGCGGGUAGGGACUUCUACGAAAACUCCUGCAUGCGUGCUGUCAACCAAUGUAUUGGACGAGCAAUUCGUCACGUAAAUGAUUACGCAGCUAUUGUCAUGAUUGACCGCAGCCGAUUUCAACAUCAACUUCGGGAAAUUCAACUGACCCUUCAACCGCCAAACCUCAGAACCGGUCUUGUCGACACCCCAUCCACGACAAUGCCUACUCGUCUCAGCAAGACCCGCAAGUCCCGCGGCCACGUCUCCGCGGGUUACGGUCGUAUCGGCAAGCACCGCAAGUCCCCCGGUGGUCGUGGUAUGGCCGGUGGUCAGCACCACCACCGAACCAACUUGGACAAGUACCAUCCUGGUUACUUCGGUAAGGUUGGUAUGCGCUACUUCCACAAGACCAAGCAGCAGUUCUGGAAGCCCACUAUCAACCUCGACAAGCUCUGGUCUCUUGUUCCCGCCGAGAAGCGUGAUGCCUAUCUGAGCGGCCAAAAGAACGACUCCGCCCCCGUCAUCGAUCUUCUCCCGCUCGGCUACUCCAAGGUCCUCGGCAAGGGCCGCCUCCCCCAGAUCCCCGUUGUCGUCCGUGCCCGUUACUUCAGCCGCGACGCUGAGCAGAAGAUCAAGGAGGCCGGUGGUGUUGUUGAGCUGGUCGCAUAA